Mugil cephalus (flathead mullet) is the source of this 11988-nucleotide messenger RNA. It is a transcript of the gene nav3, whose product is annotated as neuron navigator 3. The record is from RefSeq and is a predicted model, not a curated record. Bases 1417 to 8652 code for a protein of 2411 amino acids. Gene Ontology annotation, biological process: neurogenesis; nervous system development. The transcript has 40 exons. Lineage: Eukaryota; Metazoa; Chordata; Actinopteri; Mugiliformes; Mugilidae. Gene Ontology annotation, molecular function: protein binding; ATP binding; ATP hydrolysis activity.
GUUCCUAGCUGGCAGCUGACUGCUAGCCUGCUGGUCGGUUGUUCAGUUGGACUGGAAUUCUAAAUGUGUUUUGCCUCGAAUCUUGGCACAAAGGAUUGUAACAUCUCAUCCUGUGUAAUAACGAAUAAACCUUGGAUUGAACUAAAUAUCCGGAAAUUUCUCCUCAGUUCAUUCUACAUUUUUUUGUUGUUAAUCAUGUAAUAUCUUCAGGCAGGCGGUGUGUCAGCGACCCUAGACAUAGAGAACUGCAGUGAUUCCAGUGAGAACAAGGAGUCCUGCAACAGGUGGUGGGGCCCUCUCCAGAACCUUGAUCUGAACAUCAUGCAGUCAUUCGUGAGAUUUCAUGAAGAGACAUCGCCAAACAAGUUCUCACACAAGGUUUUUGUUUGUUUUGUUUUGCCCGCUGCACUUUCUUUCGCAAUUAACUUUUUAAUUAAAGGCUUCUGGCGACCGCUGACAAACUCUGGCGUCCGAACUGUGGCACCUGCUGCGGCGGUUCGUGAAAAUAAAGAUUUGCUCUUGACGAUGUUUCAUUGUUCCAGUCCAGGAAGACUAAAAACGGAAAGGAAAGAGUGAGUGUGUUGAGUACACUCCAGUCUCAGUGGAAACCGGUCGAGUGACAACGUUUCAGUCUGGUUCUCGGUUAUAAGGAUGUUUUAAAAAAAAGAGGUUUGUUCUCGCUAAUCCAACCCCGUUUCCAACUGCUGUUCACGCCGGGGUUGUCGAGCCGAGGGCGCUUUUAAAGAUUUCCUCAUUAUGUGGAACUUUUUGGAGGGCUUUUUCCCCCCUCUCGAAAUGUUACUAUUUUUCUCAUUAAAAGGAGGGGUAGCUCCAGAUGUAGACUCAGAGAGCACAUCUAUUUCUAGUGUUAGUCGUUAGCAUGCGUAUACAGAGCGAGAGAGAGAGAGAGAGAGAGAGCUGUUUUGACAGUAUUGUAGGGGAGGACUCGACGCACACACUCUCAACCAGGUCUCUGUAAUCACGGCUUCGCAGAGCCGUGGUUAUACCUUCCAGAGGAGUUCACGCCCCCUUGGACUGUUUUGGACAACUUUGUGGUGCACUUCAGACGGGGAGAGAGCGAGGAGGAGAGAGUGAGCAAAGGGGAGGGAGCAGCGGUGCCUGUGGGAGGAGAAGGAGGAGGGAGUGAAUGGGAGGAAGGAGAAACCUUCUCAGUUUCUGUGAGUCCUGCUCUGUGUAGGCAACAGAAUGAGAGCAGUUGCUUUCCUCUCAGUCUGAGAGGCAACUGCAGAUUUUCUUUUUUUUUUUUUUUUUUUUUAGUUUUUUUUUUUUUUUUUUCUUCCCUAGGUUUUUUUAAUUCCCUUCCUGUGCCGGAGACAUAGCAGCAGACUUCCUUCCCUCUCAUCACCGUUCCUUCUGGACCUCACUCCCACUUCUGAGGCUGCUAUUCCUGUUGCCAUGCCGGUAGUUGGAGUAGCCUCCAAGCUCAGGCAACCCUCGGCGGUGGCUUCCAAGCCGGUGCACACCGCUCUCCCCAUCCCCAGCGCGGUCAGAGCGGCCACCCCGCAGGGCUACAUGGCUCGGCAGCAGGGGCUCAAGGCGGGCGAGGGCGCGCCGGGGCUCACCUGUCAGCUGUCAAUCAAGUCCGAGUACCGGCAGGAGAGGAUACCUGAGGGCAAGUCCAGAGCUGAGACGGAGGAGAGCAAGAUCUGCAAGAUUUACACAGACUGGGCCAAUCACUACCUGGCCAAGUCUGGCUGCCCGCGCCUCAUCAAGGACCUGAGCCAGGACGUCACCGAUGGAGUCCUGCUGGCACAGAUCAUCCAGAUCAUAGCAAAUGAGAAGGUGGAGGAUAUCAAUGGCAGCCCCAGGAGCCAGUCGCAAAUGAUUGAGAAUGUGGACGCCUGCCUCAGUUUCCUGGACGCCAGAGGAGUGAAUGUGCAAGGGCUCUCAGCAGAAGAGAUCAGGAAUGGCAACCUAAAGAGCAUCCUGGGCCUCUUCUUCAUCCUCUCACGCUACAAGCAGCAGCAGCAACAGCAGCAGCAGUACUACCAGUCCUUGGUGGAGCUCAGCCAGCAGACCAGCAGCACCGCACCGUCCGCCAGCAAGACUCAAGAGAUGCAGUCCAGUCUCACAGCACGAUAUGCAAGUCCUCCGGGCCACAGUGGAAUAGGCUCACCACAGAAGAAAAACACAAGGUUACCAGGUCCCUCCAGAGUACCUGCUGCAGGCAGCGGGGCCUCCAGGAGCCCGGGCUCGUCCAACCUCAACCGUCGGAGCCAGAGCUUCAACAGCAUCGACAAGAGCAAGCCUCUUCAAUACGCCAGUGGCAAUGACAGAGAGGCAGUGAGGGGCAUCCCGGUACCCAGCGGGAUGAAUGGGAGCGGUCUUGGUGGAAUGGUUCCCACCAGCCUCAGUGGGCAGCAGCUGGCCUCUGCCAUCCCUUCACCCACAGCUGGCAAGUCCUGGCGCAGCAAGUCCAUGAACCUCAAGCACAGCGCCACGUCGUCUAUGCUGGCCAGCCCCACGCACUCACCGUCCACCACCCCUUCCCCCCAGGCCCCGGAAGGCCCUCAGCUGCAUGGAGGCGACGGGUCGAAACUAGGAUCAGGUGGUGCACCUCCCCAGAGGUCUAUGCUGGACAAGUUCCGCCUAAUUAACCCUCGGUCGGCCUCGAGAGCGUCGCCGUCUGUGGCGGAGAUGGCUUUACAGGAAGAAGAUGACCUGUCAGAAUACGGUGAGGACGGGUUGACGCCCACGGGGUCAGUGUGCAGCAGUGGUAGUAGCAGUGCUACAGCCAAACAGAUGCCUACAAAGACCUCUGGGUCAUCCCUCUCUGCACCCAGCAAAACCUCCUCGUCAUCAUCCUCUUCUUACUCAAAAGCGAACGGCAGCAGGUCCAUGUCCUCCAAAGACAAGGAGGACAAAAGCAAGUCUGGGAAAUCUAGCAAGGAUAGCUCUCCUCCAAAGGAGGAGCGUGAGGCGUUUGCCGACUCCAACAAGAAGACGUCCAAAAUUGCCAGCCUCAUCCCAAAGGGGGGGAAGUCGGGAAAGAAAGAUGGCGCCCCCUCACCUUCCAGUGGCAUCCCUAAGCCGGGACUCAAGGCUCCCUCAGCAACGACGGCAAAGGGUCAGAGUCAACCGCAGACCCAAAACCAGGCUGCCUUAAACAGCAGCGGCAACAUGCGGACAGGCGAGGGAGAGAGGGCCAAAUUGACGAAAGGAGGGCAAGGCGGUAGUUUCUACAUACAGCGCUCCAUCGGGGGCCCAGAGGGCAAACGGACCAGCAUCACCUCGUCCACCAGCACCUCAGCUCUGUCUGGGUCAACUGGGACGCUGGGGGGAGGAGGAGGCGGAGGAGGGGGAGCGCUCGGGGGAAAUGGGGUAGUUCAGCUUCCCCAGCAACAGCAGCACAACCACCCCAACACUGCCACUGUGGCCCCCUUCAUGUACAGGACAUUCUCAGAAAAUGACUGCACCAUGGUGGCUCCAGCGGACCCCUGCCUCAGCCCCACCAAGGGAGAGCUAGUCUACAGCAAGACAGCCAAACAGUGCCUGGAGGAGAUUUCAGGAGAGGACCCCGAGGCGAGACGUAUGAGGACAGUGAAAAACAUCGCUGACCUGAGGCAGAACCUGGAAGAAACCAUGUCCAGUCUGCGGGUGGGACACAUCAGCCACAGUACGCUAGAAACGACCUUCGACACCACGGUAACCACCGAGGUCAAUGGGCGGGGUCUGCCAGCCCUCGCCGCGCGCUCUUCCCCCAUGUCCUGGCGUCUGGGCCAGUCGCAAACCCCACGUCUCCAGGCGGGCGACGCCCCCUCAAUGCCCAGCAGCUACGCUGCGCCCAGGGCGAGCACAGCGGGCGCUGGCACCACCACGGGGCGCUACAGCGGGCACCCGGACCCCUCCAGGUUUGUGUACAGCGCCCCCCUGAGGCGAGCGGCAGCAGCGGCAGCAGGGGCGAAGGGGGCGGAGCAGGGAGAGAAGGGAGAUGGAGGGCUGGAAGGAGGGAAGCAGAUGGAGGUGGCAGGGUACAUGAGUGAUGGGGACGUCCUAGGGAAGAACAGCAGGAUGGAUGUGAUCACCAGCGGAUACCUUACAGACGGCGGCCUCCAUCUGUAUGCACGAAACGCAGGCCGGGCCUCAGAUGUGGCUUCUUCCCGAGAACUAUCCCAGAGAGGAAGCAAAGAGAUUCAGGGUGACAUAGACAGCUGGGACGACAGCAGCUCGGUAAGCAGCGGGCUAAGUGACACGUUGGACAACAUCAGCACCGAUGAUCUGAACACGCCCGCAUACUCUGCCGCCAGCUCAUCCCGCAAAAGCAAGGCAGCACAGUCUCAGAAAGGAAGCAGGUCCAAGCAUGCUGAGCAAGAGGUGAGCAGCAGCUGGGCUGGAGCUGAGGACCUGAAGAAGGUCGAGGAGGAGCUCGACGUGAGCAUGGACCCCAGCGGUGGCUCCUCCCGCUGGAAGCCUUCCUCAUCCUCUUCUUCCUCCCAAACCCAGAGUCAGUAUGAGGAUGCGGGCCAGAAGGCUGCUGCGCUGGCCCAGAUGUCUCAAACGGGUUCAUGGAGGAGGGGCAUGACGGCCCAGGUGGGCAUUACGCCGCCCAGGACCAAGGGUUCCUCUCCUGCCCUCAAAACACCAGGCAAAACUGAUGAUGCCAAGGCCUCGGAGAAGGGCAAGGCGCCUUCCAAGAGUUCAGCAGGCAUCCAGCGCUCACCCUCAGAUGCAGGGAGGAGUAGUGGGGAUGAAGGAAAGAAACCUCCCUCUGGUAUCGCACGCCCACCCACUACAGGCUCUUUUGGAUACAAGAAGAUCCCAGGUCCUUCUGGCACCCUAAUCACCUCAAGUGGAGCAACACUCUCCAGUGGCUCAGCCACCCUGGGCAAGGCGCCCAAAUCUUCAGCUGCCCUUAGCAAAGGCACCAGCAUCAGCAACGUGCGGAAGACCAGCCUGGACGGCUCACAGCCCCAGGAUGAUGGCAUUCUUCUCAGCUGCAGUGGCUCUAAAGUCACUCUGCAGUACCGCUCUCUACCCAGACCCGCCAAAUCUUCCAGUGGGGUGGCGGCAGGGCGCAGCGGGCACCGCUCCAGCUCCAGCAGCAUCGACUCCAACGUCAGUGGAAAGUCAGCUGGCGGGGCGGCGACGCAAGCGGGCGCCAAGCGCAGGGAUGGAAAAGUGGGCUCCGACCGCUCUAGUCCCAUCACCAUCAAUCAGACAGACAAGGAGAAAGUGGCAGUGUCAGAUCAAGACCCGGCAGCAGGACUGUCCACCUCCCCCAAAUCCAGCCCCACCUCCGGUUCAGCUGGACAAACGGGCCUCAGGCAGCCGGGCUCCAAGUACCCAGAUAUCGCAUCCCCUACCUUCCGCAGAUUGUUUGGCACCAAAGCCAGCAGCAAGGCCAGCUCUCCGGGCACGCCCGACUCUGGCAAGUGCCCCUCAAUACUGGGCAGCCCCCACGGCACGCUGGCACGGCAAGCCAGUCUGGACUCACCCUCCUCUGGCACGGGGAGCCUGGGGAGCGCUGGCGGCAUGAGCGGUGGCAGCAGCCCACUGUACGGUAAAACCCCUGACCUGUGCACUGACUCCCCGGCCUCCAGCCCGGCCUCUGGCCUCUCCUUGCCGUCCAACGCUCGUCCCUGGCCUGCCUGUAGCUCGUCAGCUGGCAGCAAGGACACACUGAGCUGCCAAAGCAUGACCAGUCUGCACACCAGCUCUGAGUCCAUUGAUAUGCCGCUGGGCCACCAUGGGCCCAAGGUUACAAGAACCGGCAGUGUCAAGUCCACCCUGUCUGAGGGCAUGCCUCUUGACAGAAACACGCUUCCCAAAAAGGGACUGAGGUAUCCUCCGUCCUCCCGGCAGGCUUCCCAUGAGGAAGGGAAGGAGUGGUUAAGGUCCCAUUCAACAGGAGGCCUUCAGGACACUGGCAGCCAGUCCCCAUUGUCUCCUCCAGGAGCUUCGUGCACCAGCGCUGGAAAAUACCACUACUCCAACCUCCUCAGCCCCACCAAUAUCAGCCAGUACAACCUGCCACCAGGCAGCGGCAGCAUGAGCCGCUCCAACAGCAUCCCUGCCCAAGACUCCUUUGACCUGUACGGAGAGGGUCACCCGCUGGGCGGCAGCGCAACCUCCCUGGAAGAACGGCCGCGGGCCAUCAGCCGCUCUGGCUCCUUCAGAGACAGCACUGAUGAAGUCCAUGGCUCGUCAUUGUCUCUGGUCUCCAGCACGUCAUCGCUCUACUCUGCGACCGAGGAAAAAGCACACUCAGAGGGCCAAACGGUCCAAAAUUCCACGCAAAUCAGAAAGCUGCGUCGGGAGCUGGACGCCUCCCAGGAGAAGGUGGCGACCCUGACGUCUCAGCUGUCUGCCAACUCUCACCUGGUAGCAGCCUUUGAGAAGAGCCUGAGCAACAUGACCUGCCGCCUGCAGAGCCUCACCAUGACCGCCGAACAAAAGGAGUCGGAGUUGGCUGAGUUGAGGGAGACAAUAGAGAUGCUGAAGACCCAGAACACGGACGCACAAACGGCCAUCCAGGUGGCGCUCAAUGGCCCUGACCACCUUCACAAAGACCUGCGUAUCAGACGGCAGCACUCCUCAGAAAGCAUGUCCAGCAUUAACAGCGCAGCCAGUCACUCCAGCAUGGGCAGCUUGGGCAAGGACGCCGAAGACAAGAAGAAGAAGAAGAAGAGCUGGGUGGCUGAUUCCAUCCCGGCUCAGUUGCGCAGCUCCUUCAAGCAAGCCUUCAGCAAGAAGAAAACCAAAUCCCAGUCGGCCCACGACGAGAUGGAGGAGAUGACCGACUCCCUGCCGUCCUCGCCCAAACUGCAGCACGACAACCGGCAAGGCAGCGUUUCCACGCUGCGCUCUUCGCCCUCCACCACAGAGCUGUGCGAGUGCACCGAGGCCGAGGCCGAAAUCAUCCUGCAGCUGAAGAACGAGCUGAGGGAGAAGGAGCUCAAGUUGACGGAUAUCCGCCUGGAGGCGCUUAGCUCUGCUCACCACCUGGACCAGAUCCGAGAGGCCAUGAACCGCAUGCAGAACGAGAUUGAGGUGCUGAAAGCUGAAAACGAUCGUCUCAAGUCCAGCGGUAACGCCACGCCGACGGCCACGCCCGUCAAGACAGCCCGGCCACCCUCCGAGACCUCCAGCACCUCCUCGUCAUCCUCACGUCAGUCCUUGGGGCUGUCGCUCAAUAACCUCAACAUCACUGACACCAUCAUGUCAGACAUUCUGCUCGAUGACGGCUACGAGGGCAACCUGCGCAAAGAAGGCCGGAGUGUGCGAAUAGUGGUCGCCAUCAGCAGUGGGCCAAAUGUCACCAAGGGUGCACAAGUCCAGGAGUACCUGGUUGGGUCUAUUGGUGUGAGUGGGAAAACCAAAUGGGACGUGCUGGAUGGGGUCAUCCGACGCCUCUUCAAAGAGUAUGUGUUUCGGGUGGAUCCUCUCACCAGCCUGGGCCUCAACUCAGACAGCAUCGUCUGCUACAGGAUGGGCGAAGUGAUUCGCUCCCACGCCUCUGAAGUGCCUGAGCUGCUUCCCUGUGGCUACCUGGUAGGCGACAACAACGUCAUCAAGGUCAACCUUAAAGGCAUGAAGGAGAACAGCAUAGACAGCCUUGUGUUCGACACGCUCAUCCCGAAGCCCAUCAUCCAGAGGUACCUCAACCUGUUGAUGGAGCAUCGUCGGAUCAUCCUCUCAGGACCCAGCGGAACAGGCAAAUCCUACCUGGCUGCCAAGCUGGCUGAGUACAUCAUUUCCCAGACGGGGCAGAAGGUGAAUGAGCACAAUGUGGCCAGCUUCAAUGUGGACCAGAAUUCAAGCAAGGACCUGCGGCAGUACCUAUCCAACCUGGCAGAGCAAUGUAACAUGGAGGAGACGGAGACAGAGCUCCCCACUGUGGUCAUCCUGGACAACCUCCACCAUAUCGGCUCCCUCAGCGACAUAUUCAACGGCUUCCUCAACUGCAAGUACCACAAAUGUCCUUACGUCAUUGGAACCAUGAACCAGGGCGUUUCCUCCUCUCCCAACCUUGAGCUACACCACAACUUCAGGUGGGUUCUCUGCACCAACCACACAGAGCCGGUCAAAGGUUUCCUGGGACGCUUCCUGCGGCGAAAGCUGAUAGAGACGGAGAUCAAUAAGAACAUGCGCAGCAAUGACCUGAUUAAGAUCAUCGACUGGAUCCCCAAGACAUGGCAGCACCUCAACAGCUUCCUGGAGGCUCACAGCUCCUCUGAUGUCACCAUAGGCCCUCGUCUUUUCCUGUCCUGUCCCAUGGAUGUAGAAGGUUCUCGGGUUUGGUUCACCGACCUGUGGAACUACUCUCUGGUGCCCUACCUGCUAGAGGCUGUCAGGGAAGGACUUCAGCUGUACGGCAAAAGGGCCGCGUGGGAGGACCCGUCCAAGUGGGUGAACGACACGUACCCGUGGAACGCCGCCGCGCUGCAGCAGGACGGCCAGUCGCUGCUCCAGCUGAGGCCGGAGGACGUGGGAUACGACGGCUACAGCUCGUCGAAGGAGGGCGCCUCGUCCAAGCAGGUGUCUCAGAGCGACACGGAGGGAGACCCGCUGAUGAACAUGCUGCUACGGCUGCAGGAGGCGGCCAACUACUCCAGCACACAGAGCUGCGACAGCGACAGCACCAGUCACCAUGACGACCAGCUGGACUCCUCGCUAGAGUCGGCGCUAUGAGACCAGGAGCUGCGCCGGCAGAACCCCACCUGACCCUCCGGAUCCUCCCUGAACCCCUCCCCACCUCUCUUCUGAAUCGCUACAAGGCACCCCUAUAGUUCACAGAUGAAUGACGUGUGAAAAGAUUUAUUGUCCAGAAUGACACACACACACACACACCACCCGGAACAAGAUGCCUAUUUUUACAUGAUGACGGUGCAAUAUUAAAUCAGAUUAUUUUACGUGUUGCGGAGCAGCGGAGGAAAACAAUUAAGAGUUAUACGUGUUGUUUUUUUGUUGUUUUUUUUUUUUUUAAUGGAUGUGUAACAUUUAAGGACACAGCUUUUCAUAACCCGGGAUGCAUCUGAUAAAGGACUUGAGUUCCUCUGAAGUUGACCACAGAUCACGCUCGGUCGCAGUGAGCCACGCUUCACGCUGUCCACCUACCUUCAGACGUCGUUCUGCGAAGCGUCGGAAAACGAGACAGAGUUUGGCGUGUCAAAACUGGAGUUCCUUUUUUUUUUUUUAUCUUGGGUUAUAUCUUCAGAUGUUUACAUUUUGGGAGGAGGGCGGUAGGUUCUGUUGUUUGUGUCUUUCCUUGUUUACAGAGGUGCUUCUCGACAGACACGCAUGCACUCGCGCGCAAGGCAGCGAGAGGAGACCUUAACGGGCCCGAGCCGUCAUUUAAACGACGGUCCAGCCUAGAGGGGCGGCCCUCGAGCAAGGCACCGUGUCCGCGGUCUACGGGGCCUGAGCCCGUAUGUCGAGGGGGCGGAUAGGAGGCGACUGUCGAGCGCUUUCAGGUGAUGCAAUGUUCCCUGGUGGCCACGAUUUCUGUUCGCUUAAAACAAAUCACAGACCAUUCGAUUGUUUUUUUUUUGUUUCAGUAAUGUCUGAUGAAGGCAGAAAGCAGCUGUUAACUAAAGCGGCUCCUCACGGCGUACUGUUUUGGAGCGUAGGGCUAAAACACAGAUUUUGGUCUAGCUGUUUACCACUAUUAUAUUUGAGAGGCCUUUACAGCCCAACUACGAUCGAGACAAAUAGAUCAUUAGGAAGCUCACACCUCCUGCCCUCAGCUCAGUCGUGAGUUGAGCCUCGUGGUGCUGGUCUCCUGCCCUGAGCCUCCCCCUCAGUGUCAGGCACUGCCAAGUCGCCCACCCCCACCCCCACACCCACCAACCCACCUCGAUGCCAACAACAAGCACAAGGAAAGAGCAUUGUCCGCGUGCCGUCCUGCCACGCUGCUACUGUGAAGAGAAAAAGCGGAAAAGUGCCAACGUUUCCCUUUGAUUCGACUGCCAGACGCUCACGCCCGCAGAGUUCACGUCGCACCGCGGGCGCUGACCACGGCUGUAGACUUAGACUGCGUUUCCCUGCGGCCUUCCACGCAGCGUUGUCACUCACUGAGCUUUGAAUGCGCCGUGACAUCAGCAGGCAGCGCCCUCUGUAGGUCACCGCAGGGGCUGCCACCGUCUUUGGCAUUUGCUUUAAGCUGCACGGAGAACUCCCCCCCUCCACGGUUCACUGCAACAGGGGAACCCCGAAGGUGAAGGGAAAGCACCAAGCUGACUUAAACCAGAAUAUCAGUAAUAGUGAAAUGAGCGAAUCAGACUGUUCCAGCGCUUUCUGGUCCUCAUUAGACUUUGUCGUUCUCUGUCCUUGAGGUGCCCGUCCACGUAAGAGCUAUCCAGGUGAGCCAGGGAGCAGAACGAGGGAACAGUGAUUACUGGUGCUUUCUCACUUGCCUUAAAUGUGCAAACGCUCUCGACGCAUCCUCUGCUCCCAUUGGCCGCGGUGAGAAAAGAGACGUCGGCGUCGGCGUCAUCUGCUUCCUGCUACGUCAAAGAUGCUGCUUGUAGUCGGAAAGACGGACACUGCUGUUUGUCGUCCCUCCUUCUUCUCAUCUGAAUCACCCUUUAUUUCUUUCUGACAGUUAAAGUAUAAAAGAGUUGAUGCUGUAUUUUGAUUUGAAACUGACCAAUAUUGUAAAAAUAAUAAUAAUAAUAAUGAUAAUAAUAAUAAUAAAAGGGGUGGGGUAUUUUUUAGUUGUUGUUUUCGCGCCCAGUUGAGCUGGGCUCACUUGAAACGACAGGAGCACAACCAAACUGUUUCGGGUUUUCUAGCCCGAUGAGCAUGUUUUGAAGCUUUUUAAAGGGGAUGCAUUGAGAAGAGACCUUUACCUUUAUCGUAUGCGUGUAUUGGACGGAAGCCAUUCUGAAUUUUGAUUGUCCUCUCUUUGUUUAACGAGUGGGUUGGUUUUGCACACUUUGAGGUCGGGGUGGGUUGUAAAUACUUAAGUCUUGCACAGUGAAUCAAAGAUGCAUUCUGCCCUGUUGAUGUUACAAUAUGCUUAACCCGCUGAGUAAAUUAUUGUACUUUGAAAACAGAGAGAUAUAUAUAAAAAAAAAAAAAAUGAAAUGCAAAAACUCAACACGCUGUCGGAAACAGGUGUGUGUCUUGUGGUGACUGGAUGUUUUGCCGAGGCAGGAGGCGUACGGUGUACAGUAAGAAGCUGUUUUUUCUUUUUUUUUUGUUGUUGGUUUUUUUUUUCUUACUGCAUAAAAUCAAAAACAAACAGAGAAAAAAAAAAAGAAGGCACUUCUCCAGUAUUCCUCCUCAUCCUGCCAUAAUAUUCUCUGGACCUCUCUGCCUGUCGUUCCUUAGAAGCACUUCCAGCUCUGGACAUUUUAACCCCACCUUACCGCCACGUUAGGCUUGCCAGCUGUCCGAGGCACCGAAGCUGACCUGACACCGUACUGUAAACAUUUACCAACAACCAACAGGUGCUAGUGGUCAGUAAAAAAAAAAAACCAUCGGAGACCAACAAGUCAUGUCGUCACAACCUCAGGACAAUCCUAUCUUCUACAAUCCUACCUGUGUUCAGCUUCACGCGUGUCUCCGAAGCCAAGCCUCAGAAGGUUUGGGCAUAUUUACGGCCUCACAAAUAUGUCUGCUGUGAGAGUGCUGUAGUUGCAUGCCAAGGGGGUAGUUACCAUGGUUACAGGUGGCUCCCCACCUAGACUUACACCCUUGUAUCAAACACUCCUCUGGUAGGCCGUUGAAUCCCGAGCAGCGCUUUGACACCGUUGUCAGUGUACACCAUAUUGCUGAUGAUCAACUGGUGAUUUCUCUCACUUACACUUUGAAGUUACAUCUCAGUUUGGAAACCAUAGCAUUUACUCUGGUUUGAGAGAGAGUUUUCUUCUUUUCGAGUGAAACAUUUGUCCUUAAAUGUUUUAUAUUUUGUACAUUUGUAUGUAACAUAUCUUGUAAAUAGAGAGAGACAGUGAUUUAACUCAUCUGGAGGAUUUUGUAGUCUUUGUAAAGCCCUAAUAAAUGGUAUUUGGUGUCACACAA